AAUUGAAUGAUAGAUUGAUUGAUAGUAACAAUGAUUGACUAAACAGGUAUUGUGUUUGUGUUGUCACCAGCAAUAGGUCUCACCAUUUGAUUGGUCCGAAUGAAGUGAUAGCGACGUCGAGAGGCGUUUUUCGUUGCCAUUCAGUGAUUGUUUGUUGACUUUUGAAGAUCUGUUAUCUCAUCAAAAACAAUAUCACUCACGAAGAAUGACAUCCUUUUGUGGGUUUAAUUCAUUAUCUAAUGAAAACAGUUUAGACAAUAAUGAUUACAAUAGUAGUGAUAAAUGUCUUAUUUUGGACAAACCAUUAGUCAAUCCUGUGACCAAUUCGUUGAGUCCGUCGGAGUCGACCGUUUCGCUGGAAUCGGGAGAAUCGCGUCUUAACCAGAAUGAGAGGACACCUAUUCUCAGACAUAUCAGGCUAUUCCGUAACCUGAGUGGCCAAUCGAGUCCCGAUCGAAGCACAUCCAGUCCUGUUCGUCAAUUGGAUCAUAAAAAUCUGACCACUUUUUCCGGUGUCUUUACACCCGUAUGUCUGUCAAUGUUUAGUGCAAUUCUUUUUCUGCGAAUUGGCUUUAUUGUCGGCAAUUCCGGUGUUUUGACCACUUUAUUAGAGUUAGUGUUAGCGUAUAGUAUAUUAGUAUUUACAGUGCUAUCGAUUUGUGCCAUUAGUACUAAUGGUGCGAUUGAAGGCGGCGGUGCUUAUUUUAUGAUAAGCCGUGCGUUGGGACCUGAAUUCGGUGGAAGCAUCGGAACCCUAUUUUUUAUCGCAAAUGUAUUUUCCAGUGCCCUAUAUAUUACCGGUUGUGUCGAAGGAAUCAUCAAUAAUUUUGGUCCGUCCGGUGGAAUCGCCGCCAUAUUGCCGGCCAGUCACUGGCAUUCAAUACUUUACGGAUCGGUUUUAAACAUAAUUAAUACAUUGAUUUGUUUGAUCGGCGCCUCAGUGUUUGCUAAGACAACUGUCAUUAUAUUUGUAAUCGUAAUGAUCAGCACAAUGUCCGUAAUUGUUAGUCUAUUGUUUCAAAGUCCGCUAUCACUGGAAGUUCCCGAAGAAAAUCAAUAUUUUAGACAUCAGUACAACUCAAGUGUUGUUAAUUUUACCAGUUUUGAGUGGACUACUUUCAAAGAUAAUUUAAACCCUCAAUUUGGUGUUGACUACACUACAAAUGAUUUUACAACUUUUCCCGUUGUAUUUGGUGUGUUAUUUAGCGGAGUUACCGGUAUUAUGGCCGGUGCUAAUAUGUCAGGAGAGCUUAAAGACGCUGGAAAAUCAAUACCACGAGGAACGUUAGGUGCUGUCGGCUUUACAUUUGUCACUUAUAUUAUUUUGGUGUUUCUAUCGGGAGCUACCUGUCCUCGAGAACUUUUGCAAAACAACUAUUUAUACAUGCAAUAUAUAAACUUUUGGCCGCCAUUUAUAGCAAUCGGUAUAUUUUCGGCUACACUAUCGGCGGCACUCAGCAAUUUGAUUGGCGCUUCGCGAGUGCUCGAAGCUGUGGCCAAAGACCAUCUAUUCGGUAAAAUGCUGAAUCCAAUUGUCCGAUAUUCCCGUUCGGGUAAUCCAAUUGCAGCAGUUAUUGUCACCUGGUUUACAGUGCAAUGUAUUAUAUUGAUAAAUAAGCUCAAUUUGAUCGCUCAAAUCACAUCAGUAUUUUUCUUGUUGUCCUAUUUCGCCAUCAAUUUGGCCUGUCUUUCGUUGACACUAACCUCUGCACCUAAUUUUCGGCCAUCUUUUAAAUAUUUUUCGGGAAAGACUACAUCUAUAGGAAUGUUAGGUUGUGUUACAAUGAUGUUUGUGAUUAAUCCUCUUUACGCCGCAAUAACAAUAAUAAUGUGUUUGCUUUUGGUAAUUGCACUCCACAUACGGUCGCCUCCUGUCCGCUGGGGGUCUAUAAGUCAAGCGUUAAUUUUCCAUCAGGUCCGUAAAUAUCUUCUAUUAUUGGAUAGUCGUAAAGAUCAUGUAAAAUAUUGGAGACCACAGUUUUUGUUGAUGGUAUCUAAUCCCAGAUCGUGUAUACCAUUGAUUAGUUUUGUCAAUGACCUCAAAAAGAGUGGUCUCUAUAUUUUGGGUCACGUAAAAGUUGGCUCAUUUGAUGACUUUGAUUCUGAUCCGGUUCUCGAAGAAUAUCCUCUUUGGCUGAAACUUUUGGACAAACUUAAAGUUAAAGCUUUUGUUGAGGUGACAUUGGCAUCAACUGUUAGGGACGGAUUGCAUCAGUUGUCCAGAAUUGCUGGUUUGGGUGCUAUGAAGCCAAACACCAUAUUAUUUGGUUUCUUUGACGAUGAAAUUCCGUGCGAUUUCUUCGAGAAUAAUGUAAUUUAUCAUAAUUUAAAAGAUAUUCUUUUGCGCGGAAAUGUGUUCUUAUCUUUGCGUGAAGACAAUAAUCAGCGACCGUUUACACCCGAAGAAUACGUUUCAAUGCUUUACGACUCGGUAUUUAGGCUUCAGAAGAAUGUUUGUGUCGCUCGUCAUUUCCAUCUAUUCAAUAAGGAUAUGGUUGUGGCCUCACAAUCAUAUAUCGAUGUCUGGCCAAUCAAUUACUUUAGUCCGCAGACAUCCAUUACAAAUAUUGACAAUUGUUGGCUAUUUCUGAUGCAAUUGGCGUGUGUGUUGCAUAUGGUUCCCGGUUGGAAACAAGCGACUAAAGUGCGAGUAUUCAUGUGUGUCGACUCAAAGAUUAAAGACGUUUCACUCUUAAGGAGACAAUGGGAACAAAUUCUGCAAAUGCUUAGAAUUGAUGCCACCAUUCAUGUUGUUAUUUGGGAUCACGUGACAGCACCUUUGGAUCAGUCAUUAACUUCAUUAACUAAUGUCAGUAAUGGCUCACAGAGUCCAACCGAAACCGAUCUUAUGAAUGAAACAAAUUUAACGCUUAACGAUAGUCCCCAACGAUUUGUGUUAACCAAUCAAUAUCUAGAAAGUGUAAACAAUAUGAUUCAAGAGCACAGUCACAAUACUUCGGUGGUAUUCAUGUAUUUACCGCCGCCGCCGGCCAACAGUGGCGACUAUCUGUUAUAUUUGCAACGUUUGGAUAUUUUGACAACAAGUUUGCCGCCAACUCUAUUGGUUCACGGCAUCAAUCCGGUCACUUCUACGACACUUUAAAACUAAAAACAAUUGUUAAAUUAUAAUUAUAACCACUUUAUUAUUAUUAUAAAUUAUA
Oppia nitens is the source of this 3161-nucleotide messenger RNA. Its product is annotated as solute carrier family 12 member 9-like. Gene Ontology annotation, molecular function: potassium:chloride symporter activity. Bases 206 to 3103 code for a protein of 965 amino acids. NCBI's taxonomy places the organism in Eukaryota, Metazoa, Arthropoda, Arachnida, Sarcoptiformes, Oppiidae. Gene Ontology annotation, biological process: potassium ion homeostasis; potassium ion import across plasma membrane; chloride transmembrane transport. The record is from RefSeq and is a predicted model, not a curated record. Gene Ontology annotation, cellular component: membrane. The transcript is spliced from 9 exons.